GGAGGAGAGCGGGUGGGCUGGGAAUACCAGAAUGUGUCGCUCACUAGAGUUCCCGGAUAUGGAUUCGGUAUAGCCGUGAGUGGAGGUCGAGAUAAUCCUCACUUUAUAAACGGCGAGCCAUCGAUUGCGAUAUCGGAUGUGCUUAAAGCAGGUCCGGCCGAAGGGAAGCUACAGGUUAACGAUAGAGUGAUGAGCGCUAACGGCGUCUCCUUAGAGAACGUGGACUAUACGACUGCAGUACAGGUUCUUCGCGAGUGUGGAAAUACUGUCAACUUAUUGAUCAAAAGGAGAACUUUAUUACCAAACAGUGAUUUACUGAAAGUAACGCUCACUAAAAGCAACAAAAAAGACGACUUUGGAGUAGUUCUCGGCUGCAAAUUCUUCAUCAAAGAGAUUACAAAUCGUAAUCUUAUAGACAAGGAGUCAUCCUUACAGGAGGGAGAUAUCAUUGUUAAAAUAAACACAACGAGUCUCGAAAACUUGAACCUAAAAGAGGCCAAAAAGUUGAUUGAAAACAGUAAAGAGAAAUUGAAUUUAGUUAUAAAUCGCGAACAAAACGCUAACAAUAAUCGUCAAAAUGAGACAAUUAAUGGCUAUUCAAAUGGUCAGUCCAGAUGGUCGACCGCCAAUCUGUACGACAAUGCUAUGGCCAUCAAAGAUCAGACAACUUAUGAUAACAUUGCCAAUACUAAUAGCCGAACCAAUUGGAGUAAUCAGAAUGUCUACGUCCAGCCGCCCACCAGAGGAGAUUUUGGACAAAAUUCAGACGAAAAGAAUAAUCUAUUAGUAAUGCAAUCACAGGGCGGACCUUCGGGACGGAAUAGGGGACCCAUAUCUGACAUAUCACUGCAACAACUCGACCAACCGGCCACUCCUCUCCUCACCACUCAUUCACGCGACCCGUCUCUGCCCAAUGAGUCGGACCCUCCGCCGCGACCACCGCCUCCGCGACCCAACAACACCUAUGACGACGACCCGCUGUCCCGUCGGAAGCAACAAAUUGGUGUCAUAUGUGAGCCCCGUUUCAUAUCAUUCCAAAAGGAUGGAAGCGUUGGCAUAAGACUUACCGGUGGUAAUGAAGUGGGAAUCUUUGUGACGGCUGUACAGCCGGGAAGUCCCGCGUCAUUACAGGGCCUACAGUCGGGCGAUAAGAUUAUUAAAGCCAACAAUAAGGACAUGAGAGGAGUGACACGAGAGGAUGCGGUGCUCUUUCUCCUUAGUCUUCAGGAACAGAUAGAUCUUGUGGUCCAAAACCGAAAGGAGGAAUACGAUGAGAUCGUUGCCAACCAAAAGGGAGACUCGUUUUAUAUUAGAGUUCACUUUACGUACGACAGCGCCGGCAAAGGAGAGUUGGCCUUCCAUUUCGGCGAAGUGUUUCAUGUGAUCGACACUCUGUUCAACGGAGUGGUCGGUUCGUGGCUCGUCUAUAGACUCGGCCGAAACAAUCAGGAGAUCCAAAAGGGAUCGGUUCCCAAUCGAAACAGAGCUGAAGAGUUGGCCGCAGAGCAGAGCACCGAAAAGGCCAAAAAGGCUGACACUUCGACAGAGAGAAGGGGAAGCUUUUUCAAGCGCCGGAGUGCGCGACGGUCUAAGUCUCUGAGCAAAGAUCAUUGGGAGGAAGUGGUGUUCGGCGACUGUAACUCAAAGUUUGCCGCCUAUGAAAGAGUGGGACUAAAACAUCCGGGUUUUAUUCGGCCGGUCGUACUCUUUGGUCCGCUCGCAGACGUGGCGCGCGAGAAGCUCUUGAAAGACUAUCCGGACAAAUACGGGUUCCCACAACUCGACACUAAUAUGGAAGACGUGCCGAAGAGCUCCAAAUUUAGCGGUAUUGUGAGACUCAGUGCCAUCCGUGAGGUCGUCGAUAAGGGAAAGCACGCUCUGCUGGACAUAACGCCCAGUGCUGUCGAUCGUCUCAAUUACGCCCAGUUUUAUCCGAUCGUAAUCUUCAUGAGAGCCGAAAACAAGUCUGUAGUGAAGGAAAUGCGUUCGCGAUCUUCGAAAUCUAUUCACAAGAGUUCGCGCAAACUCUACGAACACGCCGUCAAACUCGAGAAACACUGGUCUCACGUCUUCACGGCUACCGUCACUCUGACGAGUGCCGACAUGUGGUAUAAGAAACUCCGGGAAACUAUUGACAAACAACAGCAGCAGACCAUUUGGAUCGCGGAAUCCAAACCCGAGGAAGUGAUUGGAGACGACUUCCUAUUCCCGAUGACAUCGCGAUUGAGUUACGCGUCGUCUCCUGAAAGUGAUCUCGAUUUGGCCAACGAUUCACGGCUUGACAACGAAGACGAUAACUCCCAUCGUUUGGUCAAAGCGUCCAGCGAUCCGAGUAUUGCCACCGCAGACGACAAUCCCAUCGCAAUGAAUAGCUUCGGUUAUCCUCCGCCUUACAGUCAACGGACGCCAAACAAACAGGAAUUGUCAAAAGCGUUGACAAAUGAAGCGAAGUCUAAGUCUUCAGCACACACUUCAAACGCCAACCACUCGUCCGCUGCCAUAAACGAUACGGACAGAGAUAGAGAAGACUAUUUCGGUUCACCAAAAGAUUCGUCCGCUUAUAAUACGCUAAAAGCGGGCGAAAGAUAUCCACCGCCCGGACCUUCAAACGAGAAUAUUUACGGCACAAAAGCACAUACGGGUCCCGAACCGCCUCCAAGAGUAGAUCGACUGAACAAACCGUCAAGAUUUAGGAGCGCUCACGAGAGGCUCUUUGGCCGCCGGGAGUCGCGACGCGAGUCGUUCACUGCACCCGACUAUAUCAACACCACUACUCCGCCCACAUCUGCCCCUCAGUCCCAGAAAUGUGAUUCAUUGGACAGACCGGCGAUGACUAACGGCAGGCAUAUUAGCGGUGCGUUUGGCGAUAGUUCUUCAUAUAGUAGCGAUUCGUAUAACAAAUACGGCAGUCCUUCGAGUACUCUCGACAACAAACAAAAGUAUAACUCUAUUUCAUCCAACGGACGGCCGGCUCACGAUCCCUACCGGUUUACAAGAAGUACAGCCAUUCCCGGCCGUAUGGAUCCGUCCAAUCCAUUGAAUCAAAUGAACCAAAUUAAUCAAAUGAAUCAAAUGAAACCUCAGAGUCCAGAAAGAGCUGCAAAACCCACGUCAACGCCAACUAAAUAUGUGGAUCCGAUCCAAAGCCGUCCGGUGCCUCCUUCACCACCUCCUAAACCGGCCAACAAAUAUCAUUCCCGAAUGACUGACGGCCGACCCGUCCCACCGCCCAAACCAUCCCAUUAUAACUCGAGGCCCUGGAGUAAUGAUAACGACGCGAUCGACGCAAACAUGAAUCAAAUGCCAUCCAAUUUGCAAACCAAUGGUUUUGGUUAUUCACCGGUAUAUCAACAGACAAAGCGCUCCACUCAUCCCACUCUUGAAUCCAAUGGUCCGCCCGCUUACUACUCAUCGAUGCCAUCGAAAGACUAUCAGCCAAAUAUGAGAGCUCCUCCACCGCUGGCCAACGGCGCCAACAGUGAGGUCAAUAACAAUCUCUACGCCGAACAGUCUUCUUUCGGAUCUCCCAUCAGAAAGGGUCAGUAUUCUGAGGCGGACGGCGGCGCCGGUUAUAUGUCAUCAAAAGGCAAUUACGAGAUGCGAUCGCCUUAUAAUUCGUUCGCCAAAAGCAAUUCUUCGCCGAUGAAAGACAAUUACGCGACGAACGGGCCGUAUCUCAACGUCCCGUAUCCGCCAAAACACUCGCGCACCUCAACCUUCGCAUCGCAGCCCUCACAACAACCACCGCCGCCGCCACCGGUGGCUCUUCAGCCGCCGCCCAGUAUUCUUGAUUUGUCCACAAAUCGCGAACACAGAGGAAGCGCUUUCGAGCUCUACCGCAAACCCAUCGACUCGACGAGUCGCUCAAAUCUGCACACUUUCGGACACCACGGCCUUCCGCCCCCUCCGCCCCCUCUCAUUAAUAGUGAGCACAAUCUGGUGUUGGCUCUGAUCCUUAUGAUAGUCGAUCGUUUGUCCACCUCUUCGGUCGACAGCAAUCACACGGUUAUUGCGGCCGCGAAGGGAGUGUUCACUAGUGAUGGCGGGGUAUUGACAUCCGACGAAACGGGUGUCAGUGUUAUAAUACCCGUCGGCGCCAUCCCUGAGGAUACGGAGCAAGAGAUCUAUUUCAAGGUAUGUCAGGACAUGAAACUCGCGCCACCGCUCGACUCGGAAAAGGGUGAGACUUUGAUGAGUCCGAUAGUGAUGUGCGGACCGCAUGGCCUGCGCUUUGAAGUGCCCGUUGAGUUACGACUCCCGCACUGCGCUUCUGUGAACCCCGAGGGCUGGGCUUUUGCUCUCAAGUCCAGCGAUACAAACAAUGGAGAGCCGUCUGAGUGGCAGAACGUAACCCUCGGCACCGAUGAUGGCAUCACUUCUUCUAAGUUAGACAAUCGAUUUGUUUCCGUAUUAGUCGAUCACUUCUGA
Messenger RNA from Medioppia subpectinata, 4428 nucleotides. The record is from the annotation of a GenBank genome assembly. Lineage: Eukaryota; Metazoa; Arthropoda; Arachnida; Sarcoptiformes; Oppiidae.